This is a messenger RNA of Trypanosoma cruzi, 561 nucleotides long. Its product is annotated as centrin, putative. The record is from RefSeq and is a predicted model, not a curated record. NCBI's taxonomy places the organism in Eukaryota, Euglenozoa, Kinetoplastea, Trypanosomatida, Trypanosomatidae. Gene Ontology annotation, molecular function: calcium ion binding. Gene Ontology annotation, biological process: centriole replication; mitotic cell cycle. Gene Ontology annotation, cellular component: centriole; centrosome. The transcript has a single exon. Bases 1 to 561 code for a protein of 186 amino acids.
AUGGAGUCAAUUAAGGCCAAGUGUACCGCAAAAAAUCUCGUGAAUGAGAAGCCUGCCCAGAAAACACCGCUUAGCAUCAGCAUUUCGGAAAAACACAAGGCUCAACUUCGCGAGGCGUUUGACCUUUUUGACUCAGAAGGGACGGGACGAAUUAAGGCGUUGGAUGUGAAAGUGGCGCUUUGUGCUCUCGGUUACGAUGUAAGUAAAGAGGAGUUGACUCAACUGCUUAAACAGGUGGGUGGUUCUAUCGUUGGCGGGGUGGACUUUAAUGAGUUUUACUGCGUCCUUCUUGCGAAGAUGAUGCAGCGCGAAAGCAGAUCCGAGGCAAUUCGAGCUUUUAGGCUCAUAGAUGUUGCAGAGAAGGGUUACAUUUCCGUAGAUGAUCUUCGUCCUAUUGCCGACUCGUUGGAGAUGGAUCUGACAGAUGACGAGCUGGCGGAGAUGGUGCUCUUUGCUCAUCCUCCCGUUGGUUUUGGAAAAAAUGAGAACGACAUCAAGGAGCCAUUGACAGUGAGCGAAGAGGAAUUUCUAAAGCUUAUGGGCCGAGCUCAUGUAUAUUAA